Cornus florida is the source of this 1756-nucleotide messenger RNA. Its product is annotated as protein DOWNY MILDEW RESISTANCE 6-like. Lineage: Eukaryota; Viridiplantae; Streptophyta; Magnoliopsida; Cornales; Cornaceae. The coding region runs from base 210 to 1223 and encodes 337 amino acids. The record is from RefSeq and is a predicted model, not a curated record. The transcript is spliced from 4 exons.
GUGACACUCGGUCAACCAAAACAAAACUCUCCCUUCCCCCCUCCCAAUCUUCUUAAGUGCACAUGCCAGUCCCCUUCCUCGAAGUCACUAGCUAAAACCUUGAAGGAAGAGGUGCACGCACUUAAUCAAGGUUCCCCACACACACACACACUCUAUCUACUGUUUAUUCCUCCCUCUCUAUAUAUCAAUCUCUGAGGUCUCCGGAAUCCAUGGAUACAAAGGUCAUCUCAACUGGAAUCCGCUACUCAAGCCUUCCGGAAAGUUAUAUCCGGCCGGAAUCAGAAAGACCAAAACUUUCAGAAGUGUCCGACUGUGAAAACGUUCCGAUUAUAGACUUGGGUUGCGGUGACAGGGACCUAAUAGUACAACAAAUAGGCGAUGCCUGUCAGCAAUAUGGCUUUUUUCAGGUGAUAAAUCAUGGAGUGUCCAAGGAAUCGAUAAAGAAAAUGCAAAGUGUGGCUAAUGAGUUCUUCUGUUUACCAGUAGAAGAGAAGAUGAAAUUGUACUCUGAAGACCCAUCAAAGACCGUGAGACUCUCCACUAGCUUUAAUGUGAAGAAGGAAAAGGUUCACAAUUGGAGAGACUUUCUCAGACUCCACUGCUACCCAUUGGACAAGUACAUGCCCGAGUGGCCCUCAAAUCCCUCUUCUUUCAAGGAUAUUGUGAGGAAUUACUGUACAGAAGUUCGGGAGCUUGGGUUCAGGCUGCAGGAAGCCAUAUCAGAGAGUUUAGGGUUGGAUAAAGACUACAUAAAGAAUGUGUUGGGUGAACAAGGACAACAUAUGGCUGUUAACUACUAUCCUCCAUGUCCAGAACCCGAGCUGACUUAUGGAUUGCCAGGGCACACUGACCCCAAUGCCCUCACCAUUCUUCUUCAGGACCUACAAGUUGCAGGCCUUCAGGUUCUUAAGGAUGGCAAGUGGGUAGCUGUUAAUCCUCACCCAGAUGCUUUUGUCAUUAACAUCGGUGAUCAAUUACAGGCACUGAGUAAUGGGAGGUACAAAAGUGUUUGGCACCGAGCCAUUGUUAAUGCCGAUCAACCAAGGUUAUCGGUGGCUUCUUUCCUUUGCCCCUUCGAUGAUGCACUAAUCUGCCCUCCAGAGGCACUGACAGAGGAUGGAACUGGAGCCUUAUACCGGAGUUUUACGUAUACAGAGUAUUACAAGAAGUUUUGGAGCAGGAAUCUAGACCAGGAGCAUUGUUUGGAACUUUUCAAGAACUAAUUGUCCUUCCGCCUUUUGCUUUGCACCAGUCCUUGAACUCUUUACCUUGAUAGUGCCAUUAAGAGUUUCAACUCAAGUCCCAAGCACCAAAAUUGUUAGGGUGUGGGAGGAACUAAUAAUACUAAAGAGUGGUUUCCCUACAAUUAUUUUUCAACUGUAGUUUCAAUUGCUUCGUUCCAAAUGACGGUGGUAUGCAAAGAUGAUCGUCAUCAUCAUCAUCCUUAUCUUAAUCUCGUACAAAUGGAAUCUGGAAAGAUGCUGAUAUGUUUUCCGAAGACUUCAAAAAUUGCAAUUCCUAAAAUGUUCUUAAAUUUUAAUUUUAAUUUUAAGUUAUGUGGUAGUAUGAGUGGCAUGUUAGUUGCUCAAACUAUUAAGGUGAGUAGGAAGGUGAUCCGAAUUUUAUUAUUUGGAUUUCGGAACUUUAAUAUUUAUUUUUUGUUUUAUGUCCAACUGAUUCAGAAAAGUGUUGUUGUCGUAUGUUGGAUACGAACCUACUUCUAUUGUUUAGUUUAUUGCUUCAUAUUGCAUUUCAA